UGCUUAUGUGCCUCAUCGCUUGUCGGGUGCCGGGAAGACAACAGCUCAGCCAGCUUUUAUUGUUAAAAAAAAAUUAAGUGUUGAUACAGCCUCUCUCGCCGCGCCGUUUUUCUGUGUUCCACGCCGUCUAUACCCCCAAGAUGACCCCGGAGAAGAGACCAGCAGAGGACGAAGAGGAGCAGGAGACCAAGAAACUGAAAGAAGAUCCGCCGCUAUCGGCUAACGAGGGAUCUGCAGAAGCAUCGCUCCUGCAAGAUGACACCAGUCAGGACAGUGUCGCCUCCGAUUCGGCUUCCUCUUCGGAUCCAGAGAAGAAGAGGCUCAGUAUACCUGAAGAACGUGGAACUGUUCUCUUCACUGGAUGUGCUCAGUGGGAAUACAUAGGCAGAAGAAAUCUGAACAGUGUUCCAUCUUUGAUUCACUUUGUUCCUAAACACAUUUCAACAUUUAAAGGGAUAAAAGUUGCCUUUGUUGCAUCACACUGUACAGCUGCUCAUUCUGUUAUUAUAACAGAGGAGGGAAAGGCAUUUACUGUUGGUCGUAAUGAAAAAGGUCAGUUGGGAGUUGGUGAUUCUGAAAAUCGUGCAGGAAUAGUUCCUGUUGACAGUCUCUCAGAUUUCACAAUAGUGCAGGCAGCAGUUGGCCGCAAUCACACGCUCUUUUUAACUGAUCGAGGAACUGUAUUUGCUUGUGGUGACAAUAAGUCUGGUCAGUGUGGUACGGGAAACACUAUUGCCGUUAUCAAUGUUCCAUGCAGGAUAAGCUUUAAAGAAUCAAGAAUCACAAAGGUAGCAUGUGGAGGAGAGUUCAGCAUGAUUGUUGAUAAAAAAGGUUACCUUUAUUCCUUUGGGUUACCUGAAUAUGGUCAACUUGGGCAUAAUACAGAUGGUAAAUUUUUCCUGACCAGCAACAAGCUUGCAUUCCAGCAUGAAAGAACACCAAGAAGAGUUCCAAUCUUUGUAGAACGCAGUAAAGAUGGUCACCCCACCCCUGUUACAGAUGUACAAAUUGUGGAUGUUGCUUGUGGCUCUAAUCAUACAGUUGCAAUUGAUGCUAAGAAGAGGGCAUUUUCAUGGGGCUUUGGUGGUUAUGGAAGAUUAGGUCAUGCCGAGCCUAAAGAUGAGUAUGUACCACGUUUGAUAAAAUACUUUGAUGGCCAUAAUCGUGGUGUAACCAAAAUUUAUUGUGGCUCCACAUACACAAUUGGAAUCAGUCUUUUGGGUCCUUUCUUGUGGGGCCAGACAAAGCGCACUGGAGAAGCUAAUAUGUAUCCUAAACCCUUGCAAGACCUUUGUGGUUGGGAUAUUCGGUCAGUAGGUUGUUCAACUACCUCAAUAGUUGUUGCUGCAGAUGAAAGUGUAAUAGCUUGGGGUCCCUCGCCUACAUAUGGAGAACUGGGUCUUGGAGAAAAUGUCAAAUCUAGUACUCAGCCAAAAGAAGUCAAGUCCUUGGAAGGUGCUCAUGUUUAUCAAGUCACAUGUGGGAUGGGUCACACUAUGUUAUUGGUGCGAGAUGAAACUGAAAAGGAUAAAGAAAUCCUGUCCAAGUUGAAGGAGGUCACCUUGUAAGCCAUUUUUGUGGUGCCAUUGGUAAUGGUAGUGACUCCACUCAAGAGAAAGUUAAGUGUUCAAAUUGUCUUAAGUAAUGGGUAGAUACUAGUGUUAUCUAUGCAUGGCGGCAAUCACCUUUUUUGACAAUUCCAAAGUGAAAUGUUUACCAAAAAUAGAGUAUUUCUAAUGCUUAAGAGUUUCCUUUUGAUUAAUCUGACUAAUGUGGAACUUAUGAUAGUCAGAACUAACUUUUCCAGUUUUAUACUGUAGGAUGUUCUUUGAUGAUACAAAGAAUCACUCGGUUUACUGUAGUGAUGUGUGACAAUUACUUGAGGUAUUAACUACUGUAUUCUGUCUUAGUAAGACACGUUUUCUAAUUAUCAAACUUGACAAGAUGUAUGAGAAUUACAGUUUUCCUGGAUGUCCUCUUGGGCAGCUCCUUGAGAUUAAUUGUUAAACUCAGUGUUCUGGUUAAUUCUUUAAUGAUAAAAUCUGGCUGGUGAAUUGGUUAUAAUCAUUUGCAUAUCAUUGUUGAGUUAUCUCUUAACCUUAAUGAAAGUGGUUGUGGUGUGAGAUUAGAAGGUAGCACGUACCAUUGAUAAGAAAGCAACAUUACUUCAGUGAGUAGGAGAGUUUUUUCAGUCAUUUUACCCGAUAAAAAGAUCUUGGACCUUCUACUAAAGAGGGAGCAGGAUGACUGUCACAAAAGACUAUACUUCAUUCAAGGUCGUACACUAGUUGAAGGAUUGCUUUGUUUGUUGAUACUAAAAUUAUUAACAAUAUUUCAUUUUGUAUAUAUGAUGUUAUCACCUAACACAACACUAUUUGUGUUGAAGAUGUACGAAAUGAAAGGAAAGCUGUAUAUCAGAUUUCUUUCAGGAAUAAAUAUUUCUAUUGUGCUACUGAUGUCUAGGUAGUUGCCUUUUUUAUGGCAUUACUUCAAGAUUGGGUCCAUUUUUUUUUUUUUUACAUACAUUAGUUCUGUUUAUGAAUGCAAAAAAAUGAAAAAAAAAAAUUCAGAUAAGUAAUUAAACUUACUGAUCCAAUGCAGGCUUUUCUAGAAAUCAAGCAAAGGUAUUGUAAGUCGUAAAAGUGCUGUGAUGUAAGUUUCCUGUGGUAGGAGUAGGAAUUAGGUUUGGUUUUGAAAAUCUAAGGAUUAUCCUGCAGAUGUAGUGAAUGGGAUUCUCUAACUCCGGCCAUUGGUGUUGGUGCUCUUGUUUUUGGCUCUCCUUAAAAUUGUCUCCUGGCAUUGUUAUGCUAGUCUUAUUUUUACUUGUGUUUGGCAAAGAUUAUCCGAAGUGUUUAUACAUUCCAUGUUGAAAUAUUCUUAGAUUGACAAUGUUUAAUAAAGGAAAUCAUUGAAGGUUACACAAGUGAACUCUACAGCUCCUGGAACAUAUACAAAAGUAGAUGAUGAUGAAGUUAUUAAGUUAACGUUUUGUAGUACAUCCUAUUCUUUCUGUGAGUGCCUCUAUGAAAAAAAUUUACAUUCUUAUUCUUUCUGAUAGUGCUUCAUACAGAAUUUAAUGGUAUUUUCAAUGCUUCAUACAGAAUUUAAUGGUAUUUUCAAUGAAACCAGAAUGCAGGUUAUUAAGGGAAAAAGUUAAGAUUGCAAUGUUGUACAAGCAAGUCCAUUCAAGGUAAUUUUAUUUACAGAUUUUUUGUCCACACUUCUCAGUGACAAUGCAUUUUUAUUCCAUAAUAAUUGCACCUUGUUGAAGCAGAAGUGUAUACAUAUAAACUGUAUAUAAUUAUUUUUUCGUAAUAUUAAAUUUAAGGUGUAUCUGCUCAUAAGUUAUACAUCAGGACAACUUUUAGAGCCAAAUCAAUUUUCAGGUAAGUGGUAAAAACAUUCUUUGAUUUUAUAUUUCAAUUGACCCCAAGGAUUACAAGAGAGCAGUCAUCCAUCCCUAGUAUGUUUCCUUCUGAUAAACUUGGAGACGUUACAAAAGAAUAAUUUCAAGUCCAAUAAACAAUCACGUUUUUGUUUACUUUAUGAAAUUAUUAGGGUUUGCCAUAGUUUCCAAAAGAUUUUCCAUUUUGAUAUUUUGGUGUGAUCCUUUCAAAAUGUUGCAGUUUCCUUAGAGUAUACUGCUGUUCAAAUAUUCUUGGGGUCUUGACAUGUAAGACCAAAGCAGUUAGUGUUCAUUGUGUAUAUUUAUUUAUUUUUUCUCUUCUUAAAACUCUUCAAAUGAAAGGAAAUGUAAGUCAUGCUAAAGUGGGCUUGUGACUAAGUAAAGGCAAGUGUUAAAAAGUAUUAGCAAAUGAGUGAUUGUUGCAGAACUCUUGUUAGCGAAUGAUUGUGGAAAGAUAAGACACAAGGCAAACCACAUUUAUUCUCAAAGUAGUAAAAAAAAAAAUGGUUUAAUUUAUUGCAUUGAGGCCACAAAUUCAUUUAGAUUUCAGAACAAGAAGGCAUGGAAUGAGUCAUAAUUUGUAUGGCUACCUUUUAAUAUUUUAUAGUUUUCAGUAACUGGACUGGCAAAGGACCAUUAACUUAUUUAGGCUCUAAUCAUGUUUACAUUAUCUCCCUUUAUUUAAGUACUUUAUACCACUGAUGUGUUGUAUUCACUUUUUUUUUUUUUAAAGGUACCUGACAUUAGAAUACUUACUUGUGUAUGAUUUAGAAUUGUUAUUCUUCAGAAAUAUUACCUUUGUUAAUAUGAAGAUAGUAUUGGUAAAAAAAUUAGAAAAUUUUAUGUAUGCAUCAUUGCCAGAAAUCCAUCAUCUCUGUAGGUAGUCAAGGGGAGAUAGUGAUGACUUUUGUUUGUUUUUGAUACUUUGAAAAUUUGAAUGAGUGUAUUUCUGUCUUGAAUUGGUGUAAAAUGACAAUAUACAUCUUAGACUACUGUACAGUAGUAGUAAUUCAAGGUUAAUAGAACACCCGAGACAACUGCAUGUCUAAUGUAAAACACAUCUUUACUGUUUUCUUCUGAGAUUUGUGUUUCCCUGAAAUGCAUUUUGCAUUAGCAUGUACUUUUGACAGAAGUAUUUUGAUGUGGAUUCUGUUCAUUGUUUAUGAAUAAUGAAUAAGUGUUUGAUAUUUCAGCAGCUUUUGUAAAGAUGUACAUCAGUAUAACUCGGUUGUGCAGGUGGUACUUCUUAAUGCUUGAGAAUAGAAUGCAUAGGCGCUCCAUGUAAGGCAUACAUACCAGUGUAAAAUUGAUUUCUAGUUGUGAAUAUGCACAAGUUGACAGAUUUCACCAAGGGAACCAUGACACUUUCCCAAUUAAUUGCUCAGGAGUGUGAGUUAAUGAUAAGUGUAUGUGUGCCUUUGUAGUUUAAGUAGUUUCAGAAAGUGAAAAUUUGUGUAUGAUCUUCCAGUACACAGUUUUACAUAUGUAUGCUUAUUUCUUUAGAAAAAGGUUACGAGGCCUUUCUACAUACUUUGGUACGUACUGAUGUACAUGAAAAUUACAACAGAAGUAAAAAAUUGUAACAAUAAUGAAGCUUAGGUAGGUGAGGUUAAAAUCUGAUCUGUUAAAAAUGACCAAAAUUAAUCAAAAACUGAACAGGUGGCCGUAAUCCAAAUCCUUUAACUGAGUGUUAUGCCUUUUUUCCCUUCACUUCUCAGUCAGGUCACAAGGUUCACAAUAACUUAAUUUUUCUUGUCUGUAAUGUACAAUAUAAUAGUAAUAGUUUUGACUCAUGUCUAGCUGUCUUGUUAUAAUGCUCUUUCUUGCUGUCAUAGUCUCAAGGCUUUUUCAGCAUAUUGCUCAGUACCCAGGUCGUCUUUGUAAUAAUUUUGCUUUCUUUUUAUUACCUCAUUUUUGUAAUACUGUCAGAUUGUUCAAGUGAAAUAAAACUUUUUUUUAAUGGGUUUUAAAUUGUAUGUGGAGAUAUAAUUACAAUUUUAAUCUUUGUGCUAAAAUGUCAGUGCUUAGGAAUACAGUAUUAAAUGUAAACACAAGCAAAACUACAGUCUUUAUCACAAAAAUUGGGAGUUGAGUUAUUGAUCUAAGAAAUUGAUCGUUUAAGACAUUGAUCUCAAAAUUGAUUCUCAAAAAUGUUUUUAAAGCAAAAGCAGUUAUGUUCGUUCACAUUUAGUAGAGUUUUGCAAGUUUUUAGCACAUAGCUAGUGUAGGUCUAGAUUUAAUUGUAUAGUAUGUGCAUGUCGAUUUAAUAGCAGUUUCAUGCAGAUGAUAGCAACUAAGAGGUUGAGUUUCACGACCUAAUUAUUUUUAUAAGUGGUGCAAUUCUUAUGGACACAUUUUCAUCAGUAUUACAUAAGUUUUAUUGUACCAAAUUUUAUAUUUGCAGCAUCGCUGAUUCAGGGUCUUAAUUUAUUAUUGAUUUUUUGUAAUAUUUUUCUUUGCACCAAAUUUCAACAAGUAUUUUAGAUAUAAGGCUAUGUGAGUAAAGGUACUCAAUCAUUAUUUCCUUUGAGUAGAAAAAAGGUAAUCCAAAUAUACUUUACACUUAUUGAUAUCAA
This is a messenger RNA of Macrobrachium nipponense, 5982 nucleotides long. RefSeq names its product protein RCC2 homolog. The transcript has 6 exons. NCBI's taxonomy places the organism in Eukaryota, Metazoa, Arthropoda, Malacostraca, Decapoda, Palaemonidae. Gene Ontology annotation, biological process: negative regulation of GTPase activity. The coding region runs from base 141 to 1568 and encodes 475 amino acids. Gene Ontology annotation, molecular function: small GTPase binding. Gene Ontology annotation, cellular component: membrane. The record is from RefSeq and is a predicted model, not a curated record.